Messenger RNA from Doryrhamphus excisus (bluestripe pipefish), 1944 nucleotides. It is a transcript of the gene ppp1r14ab, whose product is annotated as protein phosphatase 1, regulatory (inhibitor) subunit 14Ab. Lineage: Eukaryota; Metazoa; Chordata; Actinopteri; Syngnathiformes; Syngnathidae. Gene Ontology annotation, biological process: regulation of phosphorylation. The record is from RefSeq and is a predicted model, not a curated record. Gene Ontology annotation, cellular component: cytoplasm. Gene Ontology annotation, molecular function: protein serine/threonine phosphatase inhibitor activity.
GGGGUACACCCUGGACUGGUCGCCAACCAAUCGCAGGAUAUCAACAAUACAGACAAACAACCAUAUUCGUACCUAAACCACAAACCCAGAACCUCUCAUUUAUACUUAUGGUCAAUUUGGAGUCGGUUCAAUUAUUCAAUUAUUAUGCCAGUAGGUCCUUGUACUGUACAAUUUACCCUGCAGGUGACGCUGCUGCCCCAUAGAAUGUGUUAUUCGAGGGAAUUUGGCAGGCGCUAAGACCCAGAGGAAUACCCUGAUGCUGCGUUUAAAGCUACUCGUCAAUCAGACGAAGAACAAGAGACCUCUUUGAUUCGCGAUUGUAAAUUUCAAAACGUUAACAGAAUAAACGACCGACUGACAGAAGACUGCUGAGUAAUAACAAUGGUAUGUGUUCGGUGGUUUACAUAAAAGACUUGAAUGCGAAACACAGGCUCUUGGUUACUGGAACGGUCAAUAGCCAAGCCAGCCGAUGUUGCAGUAUUCCGACAGCACCUGAAGGCAACAGCAACGGCCGCGUGGUCCCCUCCCUGCUGGUCCUCAAUGGCAGCCAACCGGGUGGGACGGCGGGUCAACAAGGUGUGCAACCAGUCCCCAAACCGGGCCGGCGGGGGCAGCGUUGGACGGGAGCCGGGUCACAGCCUGCAGAGACGCCAGGCCAGGGUCACAGUCAAGUACAACCGCAAGGAGCUGCAGAGGAGGCUGGAUGUGGAGAAGUGGAUCGACUGUGGGCUGGAUGAGCUCUACAGGGGCCGGGAGGAGGCCAUGCCUGAGGAGGUUAACAUUGACGAUCUUCUCGACCUGAAGACAGACGCUGAGAGGAUGCGCAGGCUGCAGGAGAUUCUUCAGUCGUGUAACAACAAUACGAAGGUGUUUAUCAGCGAGCUGGUGGCCAAACUACAUGGUUUACAGAAGCAAGAGGAGCUCCACAACGAUGGCAUUGACCUCCCUCAGCUCCAUAUCUACCCCACCCGCCCGGGAUCAGCCGAUAGGGAGGUGCUGCACUGACAGAACAGGCGUCCCCGUACCCUCUUUAAUGACCCCCGCCCCUGCCACACAUCCCGUCAGGGAGGGACUGGACUGGAAAACAAACACAUAAAAGACACCUACACUUUUGAUGGUCCUCUCCAAACAAACAUACAGAACGUCCACCUCAGCCAUGAAGGGAAUCGAACACAGCUGGCCUGACCCAAUGUCAUCAGAACCACCAGGAAGUGGACCCAAAACACAUACACUUGCGGCUGUGUGAUAGAUCAGAACUUUGAUGCUGAGGAAGUGUUGACACGUUUUCUUCAUUCCUGCUAGUUUCACUCUCUCUCACACACACACACACUUGCAGUGUAAACACACAUGACGUCACCUCACUGACCUUCACGCCAAUACCACGUGUGUGUGAUAAGAAGCAGCCAGCGCUUCCUGGAUGACACGUUUCAUCAAGCUGUUACAUGACAUACACAAACACCUUGUGUGUCCUUCACUUUUGUGCUCCUCAUCAUCUUUCUUGAUGAUAUGUUUGUACAAUAUUUUUAAUUAAAAACGGUCCAAAAGCAACAGUUCUAGUCUCUGUAGAACUCGUACAGCGUAUGCUUCAUGAGGCCUUCUACUGCUUAGCAACACCGCCGCCUGUUGGAGUAUGACUAUACUGCAGUCCGCAUAAACUUUGAACAAGAUUGGCCUGUCAAUGAAAACAUUUUAAUUUAUACAUAUAAAUACAAACUAUAAUAUUGAAAAAUAAUACUUUGUAAAAGUAGUACAUUAUCCCAAUGAAAUUGAUUUGAUCAGAAGAGUGUAUAAUAUAAUUACACACAAUCACUUCAUUAUUAUUCUUAUGUCUGAAUUAACCUUUCAGAGAUCCUGGAUUACUUAGAAAUGAAAAGUGCAAUAAAUUAUGCUUUAUUAUGAGUUAUACCAGCUUAAUGUGUUUUCAAGUUUCAUGGUGAGGAGCUU